Molecule: messenger RNA, 1053 nt
Organism: Fibroporia radiculosa
Lineage: Eukaryota; Fungi; Basidiomycota; Agaricomycetes; Polyporales; Fibroporiaceae
Exons: 5
Coding region: 1-1053 (350 amino acids)
Source: RefSeq, a predicted model, not a curated record
AUGCCUGACACCACGAAGAUACUCCGCCUUCCGGAGACAAUGGCCAGCUGGCCAUGGCUGAGGAUGAUCAACCCUCAUUACGAAGAAGUUAAGACGGAAUCUAAUUCGUGGUUCAAGACUUUCAAAGCUUUUACAUCGGAAUCGCAACGUGCAUUCGACAAGUGCGACUUCUGCAGGUUGGCAGCUCUGGCAUAUCCCUGGAGCAGCAAGGAGCACCUUCGCACAGGAUGCGACCUCAUGAAUUUGUUCUUCGUCAUUGACGAAUACACCGACGUCGAGGAUGUGGCGACCUGUCGCCAAAUGGUAGACAUAGUCAUCGAUGCGCUGAACAAUCCCUACAAGCCUCGUCCUGAAGGAGAAAUAUUGCUCGGUGAGGUCGCACGGCAGUUUUGGGCCUUGGCUAUCAAAACAGCCAGUCUUAGUUCCCAGCGACAUUUUAGCGAGAGCUUCACGGCAUACCUUGAAUCAGUCGUGGCGCAGGCCGCCGACCGUGCCAGUGAUACCAUCCGUGAUAUCGACGGCUACUUCGCAAAUAGGCGUGAAAAUAUUGGCGCACGGCCUUCAUACGUUCCACUAGAGCUUGGGUUGGACCUUCCAGACGAGGUGUUUUACCAUCCGGUCAUUAUCGAGUUGUCUGGUUAUAUAACUGACCUUAUCAUUCUUGACAACGAUCUUGCUUCAUACAACAAGGAGCAGGCCCACAGAGACGACCGACACAACAUCUUGACAGUUGUUAUGCAUCAGUACGGUUAUGUCCUUGACAAAGCGUUGGAGUGGCUAGCAAACUACCACACUGAGGUCGAAACUAAGUUUCUCGACGGUCUCAAAAGAGUGCCGUCUUGGGGGGCCGAGAUCGACAAACAGCUCGACCAAUAUCUUCUUGGAUUGGCAAAUUGGCCGCGGUGCAACGAUUGUUGGAACUUCGAGAGCGGUCGCUAUUUCGGCAUCAUGGGUUUAGAAUUUCAAAGGACUCGUAUGGUGCCGCUAUUGCCGAAAGUUGUCCAUAAUCGCAUCCUACGACGUGAGGAGGUAGUUGUCCCUUUGGUCGAAUAA